UUCCCUGCUUCCUCUGAGCUACAGUAGCAAUCUUUUUUUUCUUCAAACGGGUGCCGCUGACCCUGGGUUUCACCGUCCAUCAUUGGCUGGAAAAAAACGAGGAAUAGAAAAAAAAAAGGGUAUUGAGGUAUUUCUCAGGGAAUAAACGACUUCCUCUGUGUUGUGGAUGCGGUUAUGAGAGGUAGACUCAUUUCAUAGACCGGGGGCUGUACAACUGAAUGUGCCAGUGGCCCUGAGAGAAGAAUAUCAAGGAGAGGAGGAGGGGAGUUGGUGAAAGGUGAGAGGUAAAGACUUUCAGUUCCUCCAUCAGGGCAACGCAGAAAGGAAGGAAUAUCUCAAGGUUAGACCGCCAAUAGAAGUUUUCUAAGAAGUGUGUGAGCUGGAAGAUAAAAACACUUGCGUCAAAAGUUGCCUUUUGAGACUCUGAGGGACGCUGUUAUACUGCGUUCUCAUUCCUUCCUCCUCCUAAUUCUCUAUUUCUAUGACUUAAAUACACGCCAGUCAAGGCGGUUUGCGAGCGAGCCGCACAUUCAUCAAGUCCUUGAGGAAAGGAGAGGUUUUUUCAAGCGGUUGUCACCGUCACUCCAUCCACCACCGUUCAUAGGUGGUGUGUUUGUCCAAAGCAGACGUGGGGGGACACCGGUUGGAUUUAUCUGAUCUUACAAGCCAUCAGGUUGAGCAGAGCGUCGCUAAACAUGACCUGAAGUGUGCCGGCCCCGGAGCAAACGCCGCUGUCAUCUUGGCCAACCCGAGCUGUCAUCUCUCAGAGCAGCCCACGAGAGCUGACAGCUGUGGCGUUCCCAAAACAAAUCACUGCUGCAUUUGGUAACACUCUGCGUCCCCGCGAUUUAGCCCUCACCAAGACGAGAGCGGGAGCGGCGGCUGCUAAUGCUCUGGCUAAUGCACUGCCUGUGUGUGUGUUCAUCUUCAUCCUCUGUGUGUGUGUUUGUGUUUGCAAGGGCUUAUGCAGUUUCACCUUGUUUCUCUGCAACUUAGAGCGAUGUUCAUAUCUCCCUUUGUCUCCUCUGCUCUCCUGCCUCCGUGGCCUUCACCUGCAUGCCUUCUGUUGUGUGUUGAGCUCACAGCGCCUCUUGUAUGUCAUCUAACAUGGACACUGUGAAGAAAAAGACAAAAAACACAGGCUAUUAUAAAACCAUCACACAUAUUACAUCAAUAUUUCUGAGCCAAAAAGCCUGAAGAAUCUUUGAGGGCUAAUAGAUGUGUGAAAAUUGUGAACCUUGAGCUUUUCUGUUAUUGUUGUAAAAGUGUCAAUAAAUGAUGCCGGUUUCACCAUCUUGUUUAUUGGGCUUUUGCCAUCUUGGUUUAUAAUGGCGAAGUAAAGGAUUGACCCAAAUGCAGGGAGACACGGGGAAACAGAGGGUUGAAUAUAGGGGGUUUUAAUAGUAAAGAAAAAUGUUCAACACAACAAUUGCGGAACUGGGGAGUCAAGAAAUGAGUAACGAAAUUGUCCAAUAAAACAAAACUUCUAAAACAGGGAACAUGGUAGGGAAGAGCAGAGAUGAAUCAGGGAACAUACCAGGAUUGAUUAGCAGAACAAGUAACACCACGGACCAGGAUACACCACAGACGAACCGACAAUGAGACAAGAGACACUCAGGGUUUAAAUACACUGGGAAGGUGCAGGUGAUGAGACACAGCAGGGUUCAAUUAAGGGCGGGGAAGACAAUCACAAAGGUGGGAAGUAGACAAGGACAGGAAGUGAAGUGAACACUGGACACAAGAGGCAGGGAAAGUAAAAAUAAACGGAGAAACAACUAAACAAAAACCAUCUUGGUUUUUCGCCAUCGAGCCAUCUUAGUAUUUGACUAUCGCCAUCUCUGUUUUUGGCCAUUGCCAUCUUGGUUUGUGGAAGUCUCCUUCUUAGUUUAUUGCAACCAGAAGUGACACGAGAGGGUGGAGCUUAGUACAACUGAACGCUAACAUUUUUAGGGGACCAAAACUGAAAUUACACUGUGAAAGGAUUUAAGUUGUAAGACGAAAAACACAGACAACUCCCAAAGAGUUCAACGCCGUGGCAGCAGCCUGUCAAUCACAAGUCAAGUGAGAAUUAUGGUAAUUUUCUAAUUGACUUCUAUACAACUAGGCCUCUUUUUGCAACCGGAGGAGUCGCCCCCAGAUGGUCAGUAGAGAGAAUGCGGGUUGAAGUCACUUCAGCAUCGGCUUGACUUUUCAGAACAGUAGUUAUCGCCUGAUGAAUACUGAUGAGUUGGAUCUUCAUUCACUGACAGUUGAGCAGCUUCACAAAUUGCCAUUAAGGAUAUUUUCUCUGUAGUUUUCAGGAAAAAAAAACAUGUUCACAACCCAGACUGAACUGUGCAAGAUCAAAAACGCAGAGGUGAAGGUUCAAAAGUGACUUUUUCGUCUUAACUAGACAACUGAUUGAAUGUUCACAGUCGUAGGAGAGAUGAAGAAAAAGAAAAGGAACUGAGGCUGUUUAUUGAUACAUUUUUAAUGGUAAAGUGGUUUGUGCUAAAUGAGGUGUUUUUCUCCCUCUCAACUGUUUUGUGAAAGUGUCAUGCUUUUCAACUGACAUUUUUAAUGAGCUUACACACUCUCUCUCUCUCUCUCUCUCUCUCUUGUAUAAACACACACACACACACACACACACACACACACACACACGCACAAAUGAACCUGUCAGACACGGUUUGAACACAGAGAUUUUUGACUAUUUGUUACUGGGCUGUUUUUAGACAUCAAACUACAGCAGUUGAGAUGUGGUUUCUAUUGAUGUCAUUGUUUUUAUGUCACAGUCAUUAUUGAGAUACCCUGGCUCGUCUUUAAAGGAGCGGUGCGGCUAAAUUUGCUCAUUCCCCCCCCCCCCCCCCGCUCCCCUUACGUGAAAAUGAAACCGACGUUUUAAGCUACAUCCAUCAACCGCAUACAGUGUGUGGACUUAGAAGAGAAAUGCCUGGAUGUGUUGCAAAGACAAAAAUGUUUUUCAGACUUCGUUGCUCCUUUACUGUAUCAAAUUCCCGUACUUUACGUUUAACGGUACAAUACCUUUUGAUAUUUAUUCGUUGUCUUCUUUUGUCUCCCAGCAGACGUUUGGAGGAGAGGCUUUUGUUCAGCUACACAGAUGAACAACAGGAAGGAGGACAUGGAGAUCUCCUCUCACUACCGCCAGCUCCUCAGAGAGCUCAACGAGCAGAGGCAGCACGGCAUCCUCUGCGACGCCUGUGUCAUCGUGGACGGAAAGAUCUUCAAGGCCCAUAAGAAUGUCCUCCUGGGCUCCUCGCGCUACUUCAAGACUCUUUACUGCCAGGUUAAAAAAGGGGCAGAGCCUUACCACCAGACCACCGUCACUCACCUGGACAUCGUCACAGCGACGGGCUUCAAAGCCAUACUGGACUUCAUGUACUCGGCGCACCUCGCCCUCACCAGCAAGAAUGUGAUCGAGGUCAUGUCGGCCGCCAGCUACCUGCAGAUGACGGACAUCGUCCAGGCCUGCCACAGCUUCAUCAAGGCGGCGCUGGACAUCAGCAUCCGCUCCGAGAUGGCCGACGAGCUGGCCGACUUUGAGAUGGGAGCGGUCGGUGCCGCGGGCAUAAGCGGAGGUGGUGGAGGUGGAGGGGGUAUGGCAGGAGCAGGGGGCGGAGCAGGUUUAGGAGGAGGAGCUGGAGGAGGAGGAGGAGGAGGAGGAGGAGGAGGAGGAGGAGGAGGAGGUGGGAUCGUGGGCAUGGCUUCUGAAGCCCUGGCCUCCAUCAUGUCUGGUCGCAGCACCUCGCCUUGGCUGGCACGCCGCACCAGCCCGGCCAACUCUUCUGGGGACUCAGCCAUCGCCAGCUGCCACGAGGGAGGCAGCACGUACGGCAAGGAGGACCAAGAACCCCCCAAGAGCCACGAGAGCCAAGAGGAAGCCUGCCACGACUCCCAGCCCGCCUGGCCACACGACUACAGGCCCGUCACCGUCAAAGAGGAGCAGGUGUCCCCCGCCUCCUCCUCACAUCCACGGGACACUCCCAGAGGGGCGGCCCAGAGCCAGGGGGAGCAAGGUGCUGGAGGUGCCGCUGGAGGAGGCGGAGAAGGGCCCUGGCAACCGCUGUCGGGGUCGGGGCGGAGGAAGAACAGGAAGAACAAGGACACCGUCAGGCAUAUUACCCAGCAGUCUGAGAGGAACUGGGACAGGGAGCGGGACAGGGAGAGAGACCGGGACAGUAGGCCUGGAUCUCCUCUGCCCUCCAUGCUGGCUGUGGCUGGAUGGAACUACAACGGGCAGGAAAUCCCAGGGGCAGACGUGACCGAACCCAACAGCUCAGACAGCCGUGGCGAGCGACUCGACUUCUUCCUCAAACAGGAGGAAGCCCUCGCCGCCGAGCCCAGCUACCUGGGCCCCGGCGAAUCGGACGAAGCCGGGGGAGGAGUCGUGCGCGGGACGAUCUCGUCCGUGGCCAAUCUGAAGGCGGCGCUGAUGAGCAAGAACAGCCUGCUGUCUCUGCGGGCCGAGAUGAUGGGAGACGAUAACCCCUUGCUGUUCGAGUACCUGCCUAAAGGGGCUCACUCCCUGUCCUGGCUCCGCUCCAACAACUGCUGCAGCACGCUCCGGCCAGGGGCCACGGGGGCCACGGGGGCCACUAUUCAUAACAAACAAGGGGCUGGUUCCUCUCCUCCUCCUCCUCCUCUUCUUCUUCCUCUUCUUCCUCCUCAACUUCCACAAUCACCACCACCACCGCCACCAUCAUCAUCAGCACACUACCCGCCCGCUCCGCCCACGCCACUGCACCCCUCUGAGCCUCGGCCCCCCGAGGCCCCCGGUCUGCGGGCUGGGACGACCCGGCUGCGCUCAGAAGGGUCGGACAUGGACGUGGAAGAGGCCCCCGAGGGCCCGGAGGCCUCCACCUUGCCUGAGGGUGUGAAAAGCAAAGAAGACGUGAAAGAAUACCGCACAGCUUUGGGAGUCGAUCAGUCUCCCGUCGAGACGGAUCAGAUGGGCAACGGGAGCUUUAGUGGCGGCUCGACGGUGCCUGCGUCAGUGCUCGUGGUUGGCAGAGGGGCCGAAGGGUUGGUGGCGCGGGGCGAAGAGGCCGGGUCGGGGACCAGAGUCCUGCCAGAGCCCGGCGUCUGGCCCUCGCGUGGGUUCGCCUGCUCCCUGUGCAAGCGGCUGUUCAGCAGCCUGGAGCACCUCAGGGAGCACGAGUACCGCCACACCCUGUCUCUGAUGGCCCUGUCGCUGGACUGGCCGAGCGCCCAGGGCCCCCACGGUCAACCCGAGCGGCCCCGUCACCAGCCGCAAUCCCUCCACUACCACCAGUCCCUCUACCGCCCCACGGCGGCCGAGCCGGAGCUGCCGCCGGCGCGCUACCUCUGCUCCCAGUGCCCCGCCAGCUUCACCCUCAAGUCCAACGCCGACCGCCACGAGAAGACCAUCCACUACAAGAAAAAGCUGAUGCAGUGCGCGUACUGUCUGAAGCACUUCAGGGACCGCACGGACCUGCACAGGCACCUGUCCUCCGUGCACUCCAGGGAGCGAGGGUACACCUGCCCCGCCUGCGGCAAGGCUUUUAGCACCCAAAAGAACCUGGCGACGCACGUCAAAGUGUGCUGCCAGCUGGGGCCGCUGCCAGUAGCUCUGCUGGGAGGCGGCGCUGGGAUGGAGAUGUCUCAGGGCGGGGUUAUCGAUUCGCUGUGGCGGCUAUCUCAGGAGAUGAAGGUUGACGAUCAUGAUCUCGGCAUCAAUGUGGAAAAUUGAGACAGGCCUAUGUACACAAAACCCAUAUCAGUUAGCAGCGUAGCAUCACGUGCUGUACGUUCAUGCCAAAAAAUAACAGAAGAUCCGCGGCGUCAUUGCACUGAGAAGGGAAGAAUUCCCUUAAAAUUAUAUAAAAUAUCUGUCGACGUGAUCAAAAAAUACUUAGGGACUCCUCUUUUCUUUUUUUUUUACAACUUGUUAAAUAUAUAUAUUUUUUGACAGCUUAAAUGUCAACAAUGCACAACUGCUAUGCAAAGCUGAUCUUUUGAAAAAAAGUUUUUUAAAAAGAAGUUAUAUGUAAGUUACCCAUAAAAACAGGUGAAUAACUUUCCGUUGCGGUGCCGAGUGGAGACGGUGGGGGUGGGGAGUGGGGGGUGUAUCUGUCCGCCUCGCCAACCCAAACCACUUGUCUAGCUCUCUGUCGCCAGCCACCAGUCUGACUAAACUCUUCUCUCCUUUUUAGGCAGAGAGAUCUUUAUCUUUGUGACCACCCCUGCAUUAAGGGCACAAAGACACUCAGGUUCCACUGAGACUCACAGCCCACACAACCACACCACCUGCAGGCCCUUUGUAGAACUGCAGCAAGAGAGCAGAAUAAAAAUCACCCGAAUCAGAUUAUUUCUGUCAACAGUGGUAGUUCACCUCAACAGAAAUUAAAAAUAAAUAGCACAACACAAUGAAAU
Anarrhichthys ocellatus (wolf-eel) is the source of this 6393-nucleotide messenger RNA. It is a transcript of the gene zbtb46, whose product is annotated as zinc finger and BTB domain containing 46. Gene Ontology annotation, biological process: regulation of transcription by RNA polymerase II. Bases 3101 to 5710 code for a protein of 869 amino acids. Gene Ontology annotation, molecular function: DNA-binding transcription factor activity, RNA polymerase II-specific; RNA polymerase II cis-regulatory region sequence-specific DNA binding; protein binding. The transcript is spliced from 6 exons. The record is from RefSeq and is a predicted model, not a curated record. NCBI's taxonomy places the organism in Eukaryota, Metazoa, Chordata, Actinopteri, Perciformes, Anarhichadidae.